AUGGUGUCAUUCUCUGCGAAGGCGCUUGUCGGCGCGGCUUUGCUCACGGCGCCUGCCGUCCAGGCAGACGACCUCGCCGGGCAGAUUGUUGAAGUCGGAAAUACCCUUGUGUCGGCCAUGAUGAUGUUCCUUGGAAAGACCAAUAAGGUGUACAUCCUGGACAAGAUCGAGGGCAACGCCCAGCAGAUCAAUGGUCAUUCACUCUACGCUUCAGUAUGGGAUCUUGACACCAAGCAAGCAACCCCAAUGGAUGUACAGACCAACCCCUUCUGCGCCAACGGCAUGCAUCUACCAAACGGCUCCUUCGUUGUCUUUGGCGGUAAUAACGCGGUUGGACCCGGUGGCGACAAUCACAUCUCGGGUAGUACGAAACUCUACGAUCCCACAUAUCAAGACAACAACGGCACCUAUGCUAUCCGUGUGCUUACGCCUUGCGAUGGUGACGUCGACAGCGAUCCUGAAUGCGCUUGGGUCGACAGCCCCAACUCUGGUCUUCGAAUGCAGUCGGGCCGCUGGUACCCUGGUGCGGAAGCGCUCGGUAACGGUUCGGUCAUCAUUAUAGGCGGUUUCAGCUCAGGUGGUUAUAUCAACAGGAAUUACCCGAACAAAGAUCCGCUGUACUCGGGCGGUGGUAGCAAUCCCACCUAUGAAAUCUACCCGAACAACGGCGUAACAGAACGUGUCAUGCAGUUUAUGGGCACUACUUCCGGACUCAACUCGUACCCGCUCACGUACCUGCUGUCCUCGGGCAAGUUCUUUGUACAGGCCAAUUACUCCACGAUUCUCUGGGAUGCCGACGCCAACGUCGAGACUCCACUGCCCGACAUGCCAAACCAGAUCGUUCGCGUCUACCCCGCGUCUGGUGCAAACGCAAUGAUGCCGUUGACUGUCGCAAACAACUACGAACAAACCGUCAUCAUGUGCGGUGGUUUCUUCAUGCAAGAUGACCAGUGGGGAGACUUCACGUAUCCCUACAUCAACCCGUGGGAGCAGGCGUCGAGCGCAGACUGCCAGCGUAUCACGCCUGAGCCCGCCGACGGAUCCGCGGCAGCGUACCAACAGGACGAUGAUAUGCCCACCACGCGUACCAUGGGUCAAUUCAUCUUGCUUCCCGACGGCAAGAUGUUGGUGGUCAAUGGCGGUCGUAAUGGGACAGCGGGUUAUGGCACAGCCACGAAGAUCACGCCUCAGGCUCAAAUGCCGUGGGGCGAAUCGUAUGCUGCCGAGCCUCAAGGGCAACCUGCCAUCUACGACCCGACAGCUGCAGCCGGGUCGCGCUGGAGCACCGAGGGUCUCGCAACGUCGAAUACCCCACGCUUGUACCACUCGUCGGCUAUUCUGCUCCCUGAUGGCUCCGUCAUGAUCGCAGGUUCGAACCCGAACAUCGAUGCGAACACAACCGCACCCUUCCCGACGACGUACACGGCCGAGUACUUCUACCCGCCAUACUUCAACGCGUCAACCCGCCCGGUCCCCUCUGGCAUCCCGGGCAACUUAUCAUACGGCGGUGAUUACUUCGACAUCACUGUGCCGUCGUCUUCCUAUUCGGGAGACGCGAACGACGCCGCCAGCUCGACUAUGAUUUGGCUUUCGCGUCCAGGCUGGACAACACACGCUAUGAACAUGGGCCAGCGCAUGCUGCAGCUGAACAAUACUUUCUCCGUAUCUUCCGACGGCACGAUCACGUAUCAUGUUGCUCAGCCCCCGCCGAACCCCAAUCUCUUCCAGCCUGGUCCGGCCUACGUGUGGGUGACUAUCAACGGUGUUCCUUCGAAUGGCACAUAUGUCAUUGUCGGCUCGGGUGACUUUGGUACCCAGCCGACAUCGGAUGCAUCUGUAUUGCCUGCGAGCGUACGCGCCGAGGGCGCCUCUGGCUCUGGAGGCAACAGCUCGAGCAGCUCGGGGUCCGGAUCCGGCUCCAAUAACGAUACGAGCGGCUCCUCUGCUCCGCGCUCCUUCACUACAACGACAGCAGGCCUAGUCCUCGUCAUUGCCGGUGCUUUCAUGCUCGUAUAG
Messenger RNA from Peniophora sp. CBMAI 1063, 2016 nucleotides. The record is from the annotation of a GenBank genome assembly. NCBI's taxonomy places the organism in Eukaryota, Fungi, Basidiomycota, Agaricomycetes, Russulales, Peniophoraceae.